Molecule: messenger RNA, 914 nt
Organism: Punica granatum (pomegranate)
Lineage: Eukaryota; Viridiplantae; Streptophyta; Magnoliopsida; Myrtales; Lythraceae
Source: RefSeq, a predicted model, not a curated record
CAUCUUCCCCCCUGCUAAAACCCUCGAAAUCCUCCUUCUCCUCAUCUAUCUGGGUCUUCGCUGCUGCUUCGGCUUCGGUGCUUCUCGCAUGGUGGUUGGUGGACGUGAAGCCGAUACCUCCUAAGCAUCCAUCGCUUAUACUGCCUUUAUCAUCUCUCUCUCUCUCUCUCUCUCUCUCUCUCUCCAAUUCUCAGUGACCGCCUGCAACUAGUUCGAUUCUUGUUGCCCGCCCGUUCUGUCAUUGCCCAGCUGAAGUGAAAGAGGUAUUUGAGUUUCCUCGAUGCCGAAAAAGAAGUCUCUGAAAACUCGCAAGGACAGCCAUGAGAAGCCAGUGGUAGAAGCUACAGAGGUUUCUCCCCAGGCAAAGGAGCCCUCUCCCUUGGGGAAGAAGCCCCAGGAUGAAAUCGAUGAGAUCUUUGCCUCGAAAAAGAGAAAGAAGAGUGAGCAGGAGGAGGAGGAGAAGCAUAAAGAAAACGGGAGUUUGAAACCGAAGAAGCCAAGGAGGAAAAAGACGGAUAGGGGCCUCAAGGAGAACGAGAGUGACGAACCUUCUCGGCCUAGAAGGAGGACGAAUGAUGGGCUUGCUAUCUAUGCAGAAGAGGAGUUGGGGAUCAACAGGGCAGAUGCAGGGGGAACCCCACUUUGCCCAUUCGAUUGCUCUUGUUGCUUCUGAUUUCUAUACUGCUUAUUUAAAACAAUCCCGUUGAUUGGAUUCGGUUCGAAAGCGAAGGUGGUCCCAAUUUGAGUUGCAGUUUGGUUGUGUAAUGUGGCGUUCCGCAUGGUUAGGAAGUUUUGGCAGAAAAGUGACAAUGUCUUUCACUGUAAUCGGCAAUAUACAGCAUUUGAUCUAUGUGACCGUGUGAUAGUACAUUAUAUCAAUGAAAUGAUCGAAGGAGCCAGAUAAUUCAAAGGUA